Molecule: messenger RNA, 4455 nt
Organism: Ruditapes philippinarum (Manila clam)
Lineage: Eukaryota; Metazoa; Mollusca; Bivalvia; Venerida; Veneridae
Product: vesicle-associated membrane protein 7-like
Exons: 9
Coding region: 155-817 (220 amino acids)
Biological process (GO): exocytosis; vesicle fusion
Cellular component (GO): SNARE complex; membrane
Molecular function (GO): SNAP receptor activity; SNARE binding
Source: RefSeq, a predicted model, not a curated record
GAAUGGUUACUUUAAUUUAGUUUUCUCUUUAUGAAUUUGCGGUUCUUAAUCUCAUUUAUUAAACCAGUCAGUCAUGUGUUAGUGAUGUCAUUUCCCAAGUAAACAGAGACUGUCAAAUAGUGAAAGUAGGAAGAAAGCCAUUUAAAUUAACAGGAUGCCUAUCCUUUUUUGUACUGUGGCACGGGGGACAACAGUCCUGGCUAAAUAUGCCAGUUGUGCAGGAAACUUCACGGAAGUAACAGAACAAAUUCUUGCAAAAAUACCACCUGAUAAUUCCAAGCUUACAUACUCACAUGGAAGUUAUUUAUUUCAUUAUAUCUGCGAGGACCGAAUUGUUUACCUUUGUAUAACAGAUGAUGAUUAUGAAAGGGCAAAGGCAUUUACAUUCCUGACAGAAAUUAAGAGGAAAUUCCAGAUGCAGUAUGGUGUGAGGGCACAGACAGCAUUACCUUAUGCAAUGAACAGUGAGUUCAGCAGAGUAAUGGCCACACAAAUGAGAGUUUCCUCCGAUAUUAACAAAUCAUCAGACAAAUUGGAAAAUGCCAAAGGUCAAGUGGAAGAAUUGAAAGGAAUAAUGGUCAGAAAUAUAGAUCAGAUAGCAGAUAGAGGUGAAAGAUUAGAAUUGUUGGUGGACAAAUCAGAAGAUCUAAGUGCCAAUGCUAUCACUUUUAAGAAAACCAGCCGAAAUUUGGCACGUUCUUUGUGGUGGAAAAAUAUAAAAAUAACCAUUAUAAUUGCUGUAAUUAUAAUUGUUGUUAUUUACUUUAUUGUAUCAGCGGCAUGUGGAGGAUUGGAUUGGCCAUGCACGAGGAAAUGAUGAUACAGUAUUGGUGUAUAGCAGGAAAAUGUACAAAGUGAUUCAAUAUUACACACAGCAUCCUAUGUUAACACUUGUGAUAACAGUAUUCUGUUCCCUUAGUACUCUUUAUCAACUCGAAAAGGCUGACAUCUUGACAAAAAUGUCUUUAAUCUUUAAUAUGCUCUAUAUUUCACAGACUUGUCCGUCUUUCAAUACUGACAAAACCAUUCAUCAUUGAUAGUGAAAGUUUCAAAAUAUAAGUUAACUGGAUAGCAAACUGGGCAGAUCAUGAUCAGAUGGCACAGAUGUGCAGGCUGAUAUUGGUCUGAACUGCUUGCAUGGAAAUGUCAGUUGCUGCAAGCAGGCAAAGGGUGACAUUCUUUAUAUUCAUUUUGCUGUUUUAAUUUUCACUGAUAAGUAAUCUUCAUGAAUUACAAUGUGUGUUCUUGAACAGUUUCUUUAGAGUCGGUGUAUAUUUAAGAAUGAAAUUUGAAUAUUUACUUAUUUAGCAUAAUUAUGUUUCUAAACCAGCUUGAGUCAAAAUUGACUAGCCUUUGCCACACCAGCCUGUGUUAUAUGUCAGGCCAGCCUGUGCAUCUUUCAGUCUAGCCUUUAGAUCUGUCAGUCAAGCCUGCAAAUUUGUCAGUCCAACCUGAACAUCUGUCAGUUUGGCCUGUACACCUUUCACUCCGUCUUGUACAUUUCUCAGUCUGGCUUGUACAUUUAUCAGUCUGGCUUGUACAUCUGCCAGCCUGGCCUGUACAUCUGCCAGUCCGGCUUGUGCAUCUGUCAGUCUGACCUGUACAUCUGUCAGGCUAGUCUGUACAUCUGUCUGGCCAUCAUGUACAUCAGUGAGGUCAGUCUGCUCUGUACUUAAUGUUGCUGGGUUGUUGUAUUUGUUUUGUUGAAAUCCCCUAAAAAUUCAAAUGGACUGUUCAAGGACAAAUCUAUUGCACAAAUUUCUUUAGAACACAAUUGUUCAAGGACAGGGUCUGGACUAAUAAAAUACAUAAUAACCAAGUAAUUGUGAAUACUUGAAAAAGCUAUGAACCAAAGUGUUAGCUCACAGCUGGUUUAAUAUAAUUUUACAAAUUAAAUUCAAAUUCCAUUUAUUUGACCUUGGCAGUCAAGGUCAGUUAAAUGUCAAGGUAACAUUAAUUAAAAAAAAAUCAUCAUGAUUGUUUUAUCAUAUAUGUUUAUUUGUCUGAGAAUAAAUCUAAUCAAUUCAACAAAGUAAAGACACAUUAAGCUUAAAACAUAAGUAGUCAUCAACCAAAAUAUUAGCGUGGAAUUGUUGUUUUUGUAACUUGUGAAAAUUUCUUAAUGUUGAAGAAUUGAUAAAUAUCGAAACUUUCAAUUUUUGUAAAAUUGGAAUUACAUGUAGUUUGAAAGUUUGUAUCUGUUAUUUUGUGAAAUGCUUCCAUGUGUAUAGAAAUAUUAAUGUAUAAACUGUUAUAGAGUUACUGCCAUGUUUUUUUAUAAGACAUGAGUACUAGAUAUGAAAAACAUUAUUAAACAUUAUAUAUUGGAAAAGCACCUGCCACAAUCAAAACUCUUACUAUGGCAUACAUUUGUGUAUAUAUUUGUGAUACAAAGUAUUUUAAAACAAACAAAUUAACAAAAAAAACAUCUAGAUAGACCAUUUCAUCAUUUAUUUAUUUUAUUUUUUUCUAUUCACUUUGUUAUUAUUGUCACUUUUUUAUGUCAAAUCUUGUAGGUCAGUAAUAUAAAUACUUGCUUUCAUUGUUAGCAGUCAGAAAAGAAAAAAAACCUCAAUAAUUUGUAUGUAAUCAUGUUAUGAAAACAUUGCUGAGGUAAUACCGAUAUAUUUGUGGAAGAAUAAGUCGAGAUAACUGAUAUUUAAUUAAUCUCUCACUAUGCUAGGUGUCUAGAGAAUGUUUAAAUAUUAUUUUUGUUCAGGUUGAUUUCCAAUCAAGAUUUCACCAGCUCAAAUCAAAAUUUGUUCCAUUUUAUACAUAACUACUAAACCAUUUAUAUCACGCUGAUGAUGUGGCCAUGCAAACAAGCACUUUGAUUAGUGUUUGGUAGUGGUGGUGUAGAGGGAGGAGAUGGGGCAAGACAUCUUUCAAAACUUGUAACUUCAUCUACCAGUACUUUUCCAUUUACACAACUGAGCUAUAUAGGUCAAUACUCCUAUGUCCAAAACUUAAAUCUUACUGCUAGUUGCAAUCAUAUCGGACCCUCGCCACAAGUAUAGAGUCAGGCCAGUCUUCAUUUCUGGACUGCUGUUGACCGCUUCAUUUUUCUGAUACAAAAAAACACGAGCAUUGUUAAGUACUAACAAAGGUAUGUAAUUUGUACAAAUUAACUGGCAGCAAAUAUAAAAGUGAAAUGAAAGAAUUCAGGCAUCCAUGAUAUGUAUUUAAAUUUAUCUUACUCUUAUACUAUUAUAUUUUCAGAAAAGUACAUUGUAGCUCUUUUUACUGAUUUAUGUAAACAAUAAUUUACCAUAUUACAUUAAAAAAAAAAAAGACACAAAGUUUAGAAUUUAGAAGUUAUAGUAGAGGUGAAAGUAUUUAAUUCUGAGCUUUUCUACAGUCUGGAGCAACUGAUUGGUUCAUAUUAAGCUUGUAUUGAAAAACCGGUCAAUGUUAAAAGAUUUUUACAAAUGUCAGUUACAUAAUUAUACCCUCAAUAGUUUUUACCUGAGUAAUCAUUUCAUUGGACAUUUUGUUGUACUGUAUACAGGUGAAGCAUUGACAUUAAAUUAGGAGAAAAAACCUCUUUGAAAUGCAAACUGACAACACAUUUAUAUAGCAUUGUCUAAAAUGGGUGGGGAGAUGGUUUGUGCUGUGUCCACCUACAUCUCCAGUUUUUAUAAAAAAUACAUCUUCAAUACUGCUGCAUCAGUAAAUUAUAGAGUCCCAAGCCCAUAUUUGUAGUAUGAUAUUUACAAAAAGUGUGUUGUUUUUGUGUGUGUAUAAAAUGUUGCUUAAGCAUAUUUUAUUUGCAUACAGUUUGCAAGGCAGUUUAAUAUUUUGAGAUGUCUAUUUUUGUUUGUUUAUUAACGUGUAAGGCUAUGAUGGUAUUUGAGUCAUGCAAUUAGUGUAUUUGUAUACAUAUAAUAUUGUUGUAUUCAGCCCUUAUAGCAGAGAGGUCAUGGUUGGUGACUUCAAAACCACAGCAUCUUUUCAACCAAUAUAGAGUGUGUCAAAGAUAAAUUAUGAUAUAAGCUUCCAUGCAAAAUUUUGUAGACAUGUAUGUAGCACUUGUUUUCCUUCAAAACUGAUAAAUAUUUAAGUGUGUUUAUAUGUACAUGUAUUGUUAUUUUAAUGUGAAAAUGGAAAUCAUUUUCACAUCAGGUUAUUGUGUACAUUAAAUUGCUGUAAGAUAUCACAAAAGGUCAAGGCCACUGGUUUAAGGCUAAGGUCACUAGUUAAAGGCCAAGGCCACCAGUUUAAGGCGAGGCCGGUAUGUGUUUCUGAAUACUGUUUGAAUGUACUAACUUAUAGAGCUCUUCAAUUUCUAGGUUAUACUUUGUAAAUAUAUAUUUUUUUCUUGAUUAUUAUCUAUUGUAUAUAAUUUAAAAAACUUGUAUAUGUGUAAUCAGAAUUCAAACAUCAAAACUAUUGCCAUUUGAUAAACACAUUGUGCUUAUGUCUUUUAUUUAAUAAAAUCACUUUAUUAAUAUGUUA